Morus notabilis is the source of this 935-nucleotide messenger RNA. Its product is annotated as tubulin-folding cofactor A. Gene Ontology annotation, biological process: tubulin complex assembly; post-chaperonin tubulin folding pathway. Gene Ontology annotation, cellular component: microtubule cytoskeleton; cytosol. The transcript has 3 exons. Gene Ontology annotation, molecular function: beta-tubulin binding. The coding region runs from base 246 to 608 and encodes 120 amino acids. NCBI's taxonomy places the organism in Eukaryota, Viridiplantae, Streptophyta, Magnoliopsida, Rosales, Moraceae. The record is from RefSeq and is a predicted model, not a curated record.
UCCCCAUCUUCCUCAUAUUCACUCCUCUUCUUCCUCACUCCUCAGUCCUAACUGAAACCUUAGAAAUCCGAGUCCCACCCUACGCCGUCACAGAAAAGACUGUCCGGACUAGAUCUGCUCCGCCACUCCAUCUUCUCCAGUUCUUCUUCCACCAUUAUUAGCGUUUUAAACAAGAGAUUGAGGAGAUCAGAAGUUGAGAAUCAGAUUGAGGAAGUGUUUGAUUUGAUUUCUGGAAUUGGGGGGAAAUGGCAACAACCCUAAGAAGCUUGAAGAUAAAGACGGGUACUUGCAAACGCAUCGUCAAAGAGCUUCAUUACUACGAGAAAGAGGUUGAGACUGAAGCUGCCAAGACUGCCAAGAUGAAGGACAAUGGCGCCGAUCCUUACGAACUCAAGCAACAGGAAAAUGUGUUGGCUGAAUCAAGGAUGAUGAUCCCAGAUUGCCGAAAGCGGCUGGAGGUGGCCGUAGCUGACCUGAAAGCUACUUUAGUUGAAUUGGAGGAGGUAAAUCAGAAGGAAGGUCCUGAAUUUCAUGAAGCUAGAACCAUUGUGUCCGAAGUUGAGAACUUGUUUACCACAAGUUCAACUUCAGAACCAGAAGCCUCGUGAUCUGAUUAAUCAGUGUCCCUUUAGAGAGAAGAGUAUCUAUGUUAAGAUUUUAGAUAUGGGUCUUCUUUAACUCUUCUUUUUUGUUUUACUUGAGACAGGAUUGCAUUAUCCAUUCUCCUAUUUGGCUUUUGGUUUGUUGUGUUCUAAAAUUUUACCCCCUUUUGAGUUUGGAUAAGAGAUUUAUCUUAUUAUGUAUUACUAAUUGUUUCGGAUUGAGGCAUUGAGCUUUUCGCCCUUUUGCAUGAAGUUCUGGUUCCUUUAUGUAUGUGGGCAAAAGCACAAAACAGCCUGCUCAUAGAGUGGGAAGGAAAAUUAUCUUCUUUCUGA